This is a messenger RNA of Aspergillus mulundensis, 1101 nucleotides long. Its product is annotated as SOS response-associated peptidase. Gene Ontology annotation, biological process: DNA damage response. Lineage: Eukaryota; Fungi; Ascomycota; Eurotiomycetes; Eurotiales; Aspergillaceae. The transcript is spliced from 2 exons. The coding region runs from base 1 to 1101 and encodes 366 amino acids. The record is from RefSeq and is a predicted model, not a curated record. Gene Ontology annotation, molecular function: single-stranded DNA binding.
AUGCCAGUCGAUGAAGCGCCUGAAGAUGAUGAAAUAAGGGAGACUUACAACUUCGCGCCGGGGAAUAUCGGUGCCAUUUAUCGCGCCGACAUUCCCAAUUACAACCACGGCACAGAGCGUCCAACGGAUCAGGAACAAACCGAUCUAAUUGAGCCUGCUUCAUCAGAGGCGGAGGCAAACGUCCCAGCCACCUACAAACUUCAAGGCAUGAAAUGGGGCCUGGUGCCCUUCUGGACGAAGCGGCAGCCGGACUAUGGAUCGCUGAUGAAAACCAUCAACUGCCGGGAUGAUUCGCUGAUUGAAGACCGCGGAAUGUGGACGUCCAUGAAACGAAAAAAGCGCUGUGCAGUUGUUUGUCAGGGAUAUUAUGAGUGGCUGAAAAGGGGGACCGGAGGCAAGGACAGGAUACCGCACUUUACGCGGCGCAAGGAUGGGGAUUUGAUGUAUCUCGCCGGACUGUGGGACAGUGUCACCUAUGAGGGGACCGAGGAGAGGCUCUAUACAUUUACUGUUAUCACGACCUCGGCACGUCCAUCAUUGAGCUGGCUUCAUGAUCGUAUGCCGGUAAUCCUGGAGCCAAACACCGAGGCCUGGAAUGCCUGGCUAGAUCCGAAGCGGACGACCUGGUCAAAGGAGCUCCAGGCAGCCCUGAAGCCUUACGAGGGCGAGCUUGAUUGUUAUCAGGUGCCGAAGGAGGUGGGCAAGGUUGGGAACAACUCGCCGGAUUUCAUAGUUCCCGUCGACAGCAAAGAGAAUAAGAGCAACAUCGCGAAUUUCUUUGCGAAUGCGAAGAAGAAGAGCGAGCCGACAGAGAAUGAAAGAAAAGACGCUGUCGCGGUUAAAGAAGAGGAUGCUGCGCAAUCUGCGUCAGGGGUCAAGAGAGAACAUCCGGACACCGCGAAUAAUGGGGCAGGAGAGGACGCAAAGAAACGUAAGACACUUUCACCUGCCCCUUCUCCAGUCAAGCCGUCGACACCGGGCUCUGCCGUGAAGUCGAAGCAAAUGCACAGCGCGACGCACAACCAGAAAUCGCUGAAGAAAUCACAGCCAAAGAAGGCGAGUGCUGGGACCCCACAGAUAACCAACUUCUUCUCCAAAUAG